UCACGUGAUGAACAAAAUGGCUUCCUAGUGUUUGCUGGGGCUUAAGCCUGCAGGUGUCAGGGGGUUGUGAGCGCAGCCGGCCUGCGGGCCUGAGCUGCGCAAAACGGUGCGGAGAUGCAGAAAAUCAAGUCACUGAUGACUCGCCAGGGUCUCAAAAGUCCACAGGAGAACGUUCAUGACCUCAGUCCUGUUGAGAAUUUUCGGAUUCCUAGCAAGGAGGAGCUGAGAGAACUCCGGGAACAACCAACCGAUCCUCAAGCCCAGCAAGAAAUAAUUAACAGCAUUGAAGAAGUGUAUUUUUCCAAUGAUUCCUUUGAUAUUGUGAAGUAUGAGUUGGAGAAGCUUCCUCCAGUUCUUAGUCUUCAAGAAAUGGAAGAAUACAGAGACAAAUUAAAGCAACAACAAGCUGCUGUAUCUAAAAAGGUUGCAGACUUGAUUCUUGAAAAGCAGCCUGCCUAUGUUAAGGAACUUGAACGAGUUACAUCUUUACAAACUGGUCUUCAGCUAGCUGCAGUCAUUUGCACAAAUGGAAGGAGGCACCUGAAUAUUGCAAAGGAAGGCUUUACUCAAGCUAGUUUGGGACUUCUUGCAAAUCAAAGAAAACGACAGUUGCUGAUUGGACUGCUAAAGUCUCUGAGAACAAUAAAAACACUGCAAAGAACUGAUGUACGUUUAAGUGAAAUGUUGGAGGAGGAGGACUAUCCAGGAGCUAUUCAGUUGUGCUUGGAAUGUCAGAAAGCAGCCAGUACUUUCAAACACUACAGUUGUAUAAGUGAAUUGAAUUCAAAACUACAAGACACUUUGGAACAAAUAGAGGAACUAUUAGAUGUAGCCCUCUCCAAAAUAUGCAAGAACUUUGAUAUCAAUCAUUAUACCAAGGUGCAGCAGGCUUACAGACUACUUGGAAAGACACAGACAGCGAUGGACCAACUACAUAUGCAUUUCACUCAAGCCAUUCACAACACAGUGUUUCAAGUAGUUCUUGGGUAUGUAGAGCUGUGUGCAGGAAACUCGGACACCAAAUUUCAGAAGCUACAGUACAAGGACCUCUGCACACAUAUUACAUCAGACAGCUACAUUCCAUGUCUUGCUGACCUCUGCAAAGCACUCUGGGAAGUCAUGCUUAGUUAUUAUCGAACGAUGAAAUGGCAUGAGAAACAUGACCGAGAUGAGGGAACUGUUUCAUCUUCUGUUUCAGAUGGCAACAAUGUGAUUGGAGCUGAGGAGACCAAUUUUGACCGAAGCUAUGUACAAAAGAAAUUAGAACAUGGACUUUCACGAAUAUGGCAGGAUGUGCAGCUGAAAGUGAAAACAUAUCUGCUGGGGACAGACAUGUCUAACUUCAAAUAUGAUGACUUUAUCUUUGUACUAGAUAUCAUUAGCAGGCUGAUGCAAGUUGGGGAAGAAUUUUGUGGCAGUAAGUCAGAAGUUUUGCAAGAAUCCAUUAGAAAACAAAGUGUUAACUAUUUCAAGAAUUAUCACAGAACUCGUCUUGAAGAAUUACGAAUGUUCUUGGAGAACGAGACCUGGGAGCUUUGUCCUGUUAAGUCAAGCUUUAGUAUUUUACAGCUUCAUGAGUUUAAGUUCAUGGAGCAGUCACGUUCCCCGUCUGUGUCGCCUAGUAAACAGCCUGCUUCAGCAAUCUCAACAACCAUAACUUUGUUUGAGCAAUAUUGCACUGAAGGAAAUCCAUUUGAAAUUCAAGUCAACAGCAAAGAUGAUGAGACAGAAGAUGUACUUGCUUCUAAUGGGUAUGAAUCUGAUGAACAGGAGAAGAGUGCCUAUCAAGAGUAUGACAGUGACAGUGAUGUUCCUGAGGAGCUGAAAAGAGAUUAUGUGGAUGAGCAGACAGGAGAUGUCCCUGUAAAAAGUGUUUCUCGAGAAACCCUGAGGAGCAGGAAGCGAUCAGAUUAUAAUCUCAACAAGGUGAAUGCACCCAUCCUAACAAACACUACACUGAAUGUAAUAAGACUCGUUGGGAAAUACAUGCAGAUGAUGAACAUUCUGAAACCAAUUGCAUUUGAUGUGAUUCACUUCAUGUCCCAGCUGUUUGAUUACUAUCUGUAUGCAGUAUAUACGUUUUUUGGCCGAAAUGACACGUUUGAAUCAACAGGACUGGGUCUUAGUAGUAGCAGGCUCCGCACUACACUAAACAGGAUACAGGAGAGCCUGAUUGAUCUGGAGGUCUCUAAUGAUACCACUGGCACCCUCACAGCUGCUGAAGAGAGAAAGGAGAAGGUGCCAAGUCCACACCUCAGUCAUCUGGUAGUUUUAACAUCUGGCAAUACUCUGUAUGGUUUGGCAGAGAGAGUGGUAGCCACGGAAUCCUUGGUGUUUUUGGCUGAGCAGUUUGAGUUCCUUCAGUCGCAUCUUGAUGCUGUGAUGCCUGCAGCCAAGAAACCCUUUCUCCAGCAAUUCUACUCUCAGACUGUGUCAACUGCCAGUGAACUACGCAAACCAAUUUAUUGGAUUGUAGCUGCCAAAGCUAUUGAUUAUGAACAGAUGCUGCUCCUCAUGGCUAAUGUAAAGUGGGAUGUGAAAGAGAUCAUGUCACAACAUAAUAUCUAUGUUGAUGCUCUUUUAAAGGAAUUUGAACAGUUUAACAGAAGGUUGAAUGAGGUGUCUAAAAGAGUCCGUAUUCCAUUGCCAGUGUCAAAUAUUCUUUGGGAGCACUGUAUACGACUAGCCAAUAGAACUAUUGUGGAAGGUUAUGCCAAUGUCAAGAAGUGUAGCAAUGAAGGGCGUGCCCUGAUGCAAUUGGACUUCCAGCAGUUUUUAAUGAAACUAGAAAAGCUAACAGACAUUAGGCCUAUUCCAGAUAAGGAAUUUGUGGAGACCUACAUAAAAGCUUAUUAUCUGACUGAAAAUGACAUGGAGCGCUGGAUCAAGGAGCAUAGGGAAUAUUCCACCAAGCAGUUGACCAAUCUGGUGAAUGUUUGUCUGGGAUCACACAUCAACAAAAAAGCAAGACAGAAACUGCUAGCAGCAAUUGAUGACAUAGACAGACCUAAAAGAUAAUUAGGGAAAGUUCCUUUUCUUGUGAUUUGAACCUUCUUCUGUUAAUAUGCUGCAUGCAAACCAAUCUCUCGUGGACUACUGAGGACAUUCUGUUAACAAAAAUAUUGUGCAUGGCCUUUCUUAUUUGUGUUGGAAACGCUUUGAAUCAGUCUGCUAUUCUUAAAUGUAACUUUUAUAACCUCUAGUCUUUGUUUCUUUUGUUAUUUUCCUGUACUAGAAAGAUACUAUUGUGCCGGUUAUUCAGCUGUAUAUUUUGCAGAAGUGUAUACUUUAAGUAAAUCAAAAUUACAAGGAAACACAUUGGCUUAAUAUAUAGAUGGUACAUUUUUGGUCAAAGAACCACUUAAAAUGUGAUACUUCAUCUUACGCCCUUCCACCUUUGGAACUUGUGUUUUAUUAUAAACACAUGUAAAGUGAAGGAAAAUGUACACUUUUCUAAUGAUGAAACUUGUAUGUGGAUUAAGAGGGCAAAUCAGCAAAUUAAUAUUGUAAUAUCAAGCCCAUAGUCUUCAUAUAGAUUUUAAAUGUAAGUUUAUUUCAAAAUUGUCAUAUCAAAAUAAUUGACCAGAAAUUAUGGGAAGGUAAUAAAUACUGUACACUAAUA
Gopherus evgoodei (Goodes thornscrub tortoise) is the source of this 3622-nucleotide messenger RNA. RefSeq names its product VPS50 subunit of EARP/GARPII complex (gene VPS50). Gene Ontology annotation, molecular function: SNARE binding. Gene Ontology annotation, cellular component: EARP complex. The record is from RefSeq and is a predicted model, not a curated record. NCBI's taxonomy places the organism in Eukaryota, Metazoa, Chordata, Testudines, Testudinidae. Bases 115 to 3018 code for a protein of 967 amino acids. The transcript has 28 exons. Gene Ontology annotation, biological process: endocytic recycling; retrograde transport, endosome to Golgi.